ACAGCGAAGCUUUGAUUUUUCCAGACGAUUACAACGCGUCUAAUUUUUUUCUUCUUCUCUUUUCUUUUUUUCUUUGGUUGUAUUAAGUGUCUGGAGUUUGUUGCUUAGCAGCCUGAAAAUGACUCCUGAUUGGUUGAUACCUCGCACUCUCUCCAGCGCGUUAAAACGCUUCUGAAAGGUGCACGAGGCGCGCUUCAGAACUGUUCCGAACUCUGAUGAACCUGCGAAACCGCGAGCCGCAUCAGUACUUCUCUCUGAGCAUUUGGGAAUAUUCUGUUUGCAUUAUGUACUUUAGUUUAUCGACAGUGGAUCAGCAUCUUCUGAAGUGGGAACAGAGUGAAGAGACAGAUGGAUCCAGCUCACCUCACACACGAGCUUUCAGUGUAGGUUUAUAGGCUGAAGGGCUCAGCGUUACACAGAACACAAUGAUCACAGAUUCAUCAAGUCCAGCAGAGUUCUACGAGGACAAUGCUUCACUGCUGUCCUUGGACUCUAGUGUUUUCUUCAGCGAGCCUGCACUACCUAGCAACGAUCCGCUGGAUUUCUUCAUUAUAAAUGUGGGAGGCAGUCGGUAUAUCCUCUCUCAGGAACUAUUGGCCUCUCACCCGGAGACUCGUCUGGGCAAGCUGGCCCUCUCUAGUCGAGACUCUGCUUUAGAUCUAUGCGACGAUGCAGAUUUCUUGGAGAACGAGUUCUUCUUUGACCGCAACUCGCAGACCUUUCAGUACAUCAUGAACUUCUACAAGACGGGUCACUUACAUGUGCGAGAGGAGCUGUGUGUGAUCUCGUUCCUUCAGGAGAUCGAGUACUGGGGCAUCGAUGAGAUCCGCAUAGACAGCUGUUGUAGGGACAGAUACUACCGGCGGAAGGAGAUGAAGGAUUCGUUUGAUAUUCGUAAGGAUGCUGAAGUAAUAGACAACGAGGAGGAGGACUUCACCGGUGUUUUGUGCCAGGAGUUACGCCAACGUCUAUGGGAUCUUAUGGAGAAGCCGGACUCCUCUAAGGCGGCCAAGAUGUUUGGGACGCUAUCCAUGUUCUUUGUAGUGGUGUCCAUCCUGAACAUUGCUCUGAUUUCACUGGACUUCACAAUACUUGGUGCACCCAUCAUCUUGGACGCUCUCGAGUACAUUUGUAUCAUUUGGUUCACCGGUGAGCUGGUGCUCAGGUUCAUGUGUGUUAGAGAUAAGUGUAGGUUCAGCAGGAGUGUGGCGAAUAUCAUUGACCUACUGGCUAUUCUGCCCUUCUAUGUGACUCUGGCCGUGGAGAGCCUGCAUGGUGGAUCUACGGAGCUGGAGAACGUUGGACGGGUAGUUCAGGUGCUGCGCCUAAUGAGGUCUCUCAGGAUGCUAAAACUUGGCCGACACUCAACAGGUCUCAAGUCUUUGGGCAUGACUAUCGCCCAAUGCUACGAGGAAGUUGGCCUCCUGAUGCUGUUCCUUUCCGUGGGUAUCUCCAUCUUCGCCACAGUGGAAUACGCUAUUGAACAUGACAUGCCAGAGACCACCUUCACCAAUGUACCCAGCGCUUGGUGGUGGGCCACCACGUCCAUGACCACAGUAGGGUAUGGAGACAUCCGUCCGGACACGGCACUAGGAAAAGUGAUGGCCUUCAUCUGCAUCCUAUCUGGCAUUCUAAUUCUCUCGCUACCUAUCGCCAUCAUCAACGAUCGGUUCUCCGCCUGCUACUUCACACUUAAAAUGAAGGAGGUGGCGCUGCGGCACGGGGAGGCGCUGAAACGACUGACUCGCAGCUCGGCCUCAGAUAUGUCAGCGAUAGGGGUGAACUUACGGGACGCCUACGGCAGAAGCAUACUGGAGAUGCUGCGGUUGCAGGGGCGAGAGCGAGCCAGCACACGCAGCAGUGCAGGAGAUCUUUGGUGAUAACAGUAGGCCUGCACGCGGCCUGAGAGAGAGACAGAUCAAGUGAGUGAGAGUGGUCUUUUAAGGAUCUCAAAACCUUUAAAGGCAUCAAAGGCUCAAAAUUUGCUUAAUCUUUAGAGUUUAUUGCAUUCGAAAAACAAAAUCAUCCUGCAAAAAACAACUGAACGUUCUAGUGUUUCCGAUGUAGAAACAUUGCAAUCCUGUAACAAUCAAAUGCAGCUUUGCAAAGUGGCUAAAAUGGUACAGUGGUAACACUGUAUUAGAAAUGAGCCCAAACCUGCAGCAUUGCAGAUAAAGUGCUACUGCUCAUUUCACAUGCAAAUGGGUAAUUUCUUAAUGUUGCGAUCUAAUGGAAGAAGCAACAGAUCUUUUCUUCCAUACUGGGAUGUAAAUCCAAGUGAAGCUGAUUGGAUGGAGGAAAUUGUGCAUGUAAUUGUAAGAAAGAAGAGGGGUUUCAAAUUUUCAAGUUUUCAAUUUACAAUUCUGUCAUAAUUUACUCACACUCAUGUCUUUCCAAACCUGUAUAAUUUUCUUGCCUCUUUGGAACAUGA
Messenger RNA from Carassius auratus (goldfish), 2431 nucleotides. RefSeq names its product potassium voltage-gated channel subfamily V member 1-like. Gene Ontology annotation, cellular component: membrane; voltage-gated potassium channel complex. Gene Ontology annotation, biological process: action potential; protein homooligomerization; potassium ion transmembrane transport. Lineage: Eukaryota; Metazoa; Chordata; Actinopteri; Cypriniformes; Cyprinidae. Gene Ontology annotation, molecular function: protein binding; voltage-gated potassium channel activity. Bases 426 to 1880 code for a protein of 484 amino acids. The record is from RefSeq and is a predicted model, not a curated record. The transcript has 3 exons.